Molecule: messenger RNA, 658 nt
Organism: Loa loa (African eye worm)
Lineage: Eukaryota; Metazoa; Nematoda; Chromadorea; Rhabditida; Onchocercidae
Exons: 4
Coding region: 13-633 (206 amino acids)
Molecular function (GO): metal ion binding
Source: RefSeq, a predicted model, not a curated record
ACAAUAACCAUCAUGCAUCGUCCAAUAAUCCGAUGUAAAUUUUUUACACGAGGUAAUUGCCGCAAUGGCGAAGCAUGUCCAUUUGCACAUAUCGUACAACCCGAAAUUAUGGACCUACAGCAGUCAGAUAUUAGGAAUGUUGAUGUACAGCCGGAACGUCGUAGACAUCCAACUGGACAGACAGGUCUUGUAAAUCAGGGAUUUAACGAGCAUUUCCAGUCAUCCUCACAAUAUUUUGAUAAGAGCCGCUACAAAUGGGUUUCACCAUUGCUUAAAGGACGCGAAGAAGCGAAAAUUAAGGUGAUAAAAGAUCAAAAUGGCACAGAUAAAAGCAUUUGCGAUAAAGAUCUUAUUUCCAAACGAAAGUCAUCGGAAGGAGCAUCAGGCGCAGAAUUGUUUCCAGCUAAUAAGAAUUCCGAAAUAAUCUUCAACAAAACAAAGUCGGAGUGUCUAGACUGCGUAUAUUUAGGAAAAAGUGAGUUUACCUAUGGUGGUUGCAAUAAUUUAAUGCAACAGUUUUAUUCGAAGAUGGAAGACUUAACUGUCGAACAAAUAAAGCAGUUUGACAGAGAUGAGUUUGAAUAUGGCAAAGUGCCGACGAUCCCACCUCCCAAAGAAUUUUGUUUCCGAUAGCUUUGGUUCAUUAUACCUUACACUG